UUCCAUUAAUCUUCUUUUGUUAUCACAUUUUAUUCCUUUUAAAAACCCAAAAAUUACUCGUAUGAAAACAUGAUAAUCAACAAAAAAUUACCACACUCCAACAAUUUAUUAAUCAAGCUUUAACAAUAAAUAAAUAAAUUUACAAAUGGGGAAUUCAUGCACAGGACCAGGACAAGGAUCAGGAUCAGGAUCAGGACCAGGACAAGAUCAAACACGGUCCACAACAACAAAAACCGGCUUCCUCGAAUCUGUUACCGCCGCCGUAUGGCGUUCUCGUUCACCGAAAAACACCGAUCAAAAUCCCGUCCAAAAAUCCCCGCCGGAACAAAUCUUCAUCCCACCUUCUUCCCCAAAAUCAUCAUUAGACCAAAAACAACCUACCCAUGUACGACGAACAUCUAGCAUGGGUAUUCAAGUAGAUUCAGUUUUAGGCAGAAAAACCGGAAAUCUUAAAGAAACAUUCUCUUUAGGAAGAAAACUAGGUCAAGGACAAUUCGGGACAACAUUUUUGUGCAUUGAAAAGAGUACGGGGAAGGAAUUUGCCUGCAAAUCGAUAGCCAAACGUAAAUUGACAACGUCCGAUGAUGUAGAAGAUGUGCGUAGAGAGAUUCAGAUUAUGCAUCAUUUAGCGGGUCACCCCAAUGUGAUUAAUAUUAUAGGUGCGUAUGAGGAUGCGGUGGCUGUUCAUGUUGUAAUGGAUUUGUGUGGAGGUGGGGAGCUUUUUGAUCGGAUUAUACAACGAGGGCAUUAUACGGAAAGGAAAGCUGCUGAGUUGACUCGGUUGAUUGUUGGGGUCGUUGAAGCUUGUCAUUCUUUAGGUGUUCUUCAUAGAGAUUUAAAACCUGAGAAUUUCUUGUUUGUUUCUCAUGAUGAAGACUCUACUUUGAAGACUAUUGAUUUUGGUCUCUCUGCUUUUUUUAAACCAGGUGAAACAUUUACGGAUGUGGUUGGAAGUCCAUACUAUGUUGCACCAGAAGUGUUAAGAAAAUUUUAUGGUCAAGAAUGUGACGUCUGGAGUGCUGGUGUGAUCAUCUAUAUAUUGUUAAGUGGUGUGCCUCCUUUCUGGGAUGAAACGGAACAAGGGAUAUUUGAGCAGGUUUUGAAAGGCGAUCUUGAUUUUGCAUCUGAACCAUGGCCUAGUAUAUCCAAUGGUGCAAAGGACCUUGUGAAACGAAUGCUUGUAAGGGACCCCAAGAAACGACUCACUGCUCAUGAAGUACUUUGCCAUCCUUGGGUUCAGGUUGAUGGUUUGGCUCCAGAUAAGCCUCUUGAUUCUGCUGUUAUUUCUCGUUUGAAACAAUUUUCUGCCAUGAACAAGCUCAAAAAGAUAGCUAUAAGGGUAAUUGCUGAGAACCUUUCUGAAGAGGAGAUUGCAGGCUUGAAACAAAUGUUUAAAAUGAUAGACGCUGAUAACAGUGGACAUAUAACUCUUGAGGAACUUAAAAAAGGAUUGGAAAAAGUUGGUGCUAAUCUUAAUGAUUCUGAAAUUGUGGGGUUGAUGCAAGCAGCUGAUGUUGACAACAGUGGUACGAUAGAUUAUGGCGAGUUUUUAGCUGCAAUGCUCCAUCUAAACAAAAUUCAAAAGGAGGAUCAUCUUUUUGCCGCAUUUUCAUAUUUUGAUAAAGAUGGAAGUGGGUAUAUCACUCCAGACGAGCUCCAGCAGGCUUGUGAACAGUUUGGUUUGGGAGAUGUGCAUUUGGAUGAAAUUAUUCGGGAAGUUGAUCAGGAUAAUGUAAAUGGAUUCACCUAUCUUCUCCAUUGUGUAAUAUUACAUAAAUGUUACUUCACAUUGCACUUGUGUGUGUAUGGCAGGAUGGACGCAUUGACUACAGUGAAUUUGUGGCCAUGAUGCAAGAUACUGGCUUUGGUGUAAAGGGAUUCUCCAGUUUGAAAACUGGCUAGUUUCCUAGUAGAUGGCUUAUUAGUUUUCUUAAGACAACUUGUAAAAUUCAGUCCUAAAUGUUUGUAGAGAUUAGAGAGGAAGAAGGAUGAGUAAGGAGUAGUUCAAAUCUUCUUCCAAGGCCUUAACUGUAAUUAGUUUGAUUCUUCGUUAUGUUCGAAAGUUGAUAUGAUUAUACAAAGGUGAAAUGUUGAACCUACGAGAAUGAUCAAAAAGAAAGUCAAAAGACUUGCAAAGAGCACUAUUAAAUAAGACUUGUGAAGCAUAUCCAAUACUUAAGAACAAGACUACAAAUACUCACUUGAGUAAACAAAAAAACGUAUUCAAUUGUUUCAAAUUUCAAAGGACUAUGUAUAUUAUUUCGAUGAGGAUAAAGAUUUAUAGUUAUUGAUUUUGAAUUAUAAUGAAAUAAAGUAAAACGC
Messenger RNA from Amaranthus tricolor (Joseph's coat), 2322 nucleotides. Its product is annotated as calcium-dependent protein kinase 20-like. The transcript is spliced from 6 exons. Lineage: Eukaryota; Viridiplantae; Streptophyta; Magnoliopsida; Caryophyllales; Amaranthaceae. The record is from RefSeq and is a predicted model, not a curated record. Gene Ontology annotation, cellular component: nucleus; cytoplasm. Bases 146 to 1849 code for a protein of 567 amino acids. Gene Ontology annotation, molecular function: calcium ion binding; calmodulin binding; calcium-dependent protein serine/threonine kinase activity. Gene Ontology annotation, biological process: protein autophosphorylation; intracellular signal transduction; peptidyl-serine phosphorylation.